AUGGACAAUGAAAUGAAACAAUCGACGAAAAUUGGAGUGAAGAAAGAAUGCAGCUCUAAUGACCCAAUGGAAUCGAAUGGCCGGAUGGCGCCUGUGACUCCGGGCAACAUUCAGUCGGCUGAUUCAUUCGAGAUCAAACGGGAAAGCGACAUCAAACAAGAGCCAGUGUCUGUUGGCGAAUUGGUUGACGUUUCGGUAUCGACUCAUCGCAGUGCAGUACGUGUUCCUGGUUUCGAUGAACGUGAAGCUGAAUACUAUUUUGAUGACUUGAGCUGGGAUGAGGCUAAGGCUGAGGUGAAGAACGUAUGUGACAAAAAGAAAGAAGAGAAGGCGAAGACAAGUGCUGACAACGGGAAGCAAGCGAUGGGUGACCAACAAGAUCAACAGCCGCCUUCACAGAAUAUGAAAGAUUUGCGCCCGCCAGAAAAUGGCAAUGAGGCACACAACACACAGCAACGAGGCGGUAAUGCUAAUGGAAGAACAUCAAAGCCACACAAAUCUCACGUCCAAGAGUUUCUGUUCCAUUGCUGGGGCUGUUUGCAAGGGUUCGAUGGAAAGGAAGAGAAGACAGAACACGAAGCCAAUUGCAAAGUUGUCCGCUAUGAAUGUUAUUUGUGCAAGAAAUCGAUUGGUUCACACAAGACAAGGAUGGUGAUUCACAUGCGCGUACACAGUGGUGACAAGCCAUUCGAAUGUAAAGAAUGCUUCAAGCAAUUUACACUCAACAACUCAUUAAACAAACACAUGAAGCUUCAUGCUGGUCCACGGCGAGCUACUGAAGCGGCAUUGAACCCAAGCCAUCGUUCCAAUGCAGCAUUCGAAUCGAAUGAAUCAGAAUUAGCAGUGGUCGAAGCUGACAAUCAGUUGGAUCAUCCAGUUGAGGUUAAAGAGGAGCCUCGCAUCAAGGAAGAGCCGCAAUCAGUCGGUGAAUUGGUCGAUGUUACUGUUCCCGUUCCGACAAGGAAUAACCGUGUUGUUGUACCUUCAUUUGGUGUCGACCAACCGAACGGCAAAUACGACUUUGACAGUCUUGGUUGGGAUGAUGCCAAAAUUGAAGUGAAAGGAGAAACCGAAGUAAAGAAGGAAAAGGAAUCGAAGACGAACGAUGAAUUAGGCGGUGAUGCGAUGGCAAAUCAACGUGAUCAUCAGCGGCCAUCACGACCAGAUGAAAACGUUUCCACGCAGCCAGGAAGUGGCCACGGUGCCAAGAACAAGAAAUCGUGUCAUUUGAAUCAGCACUUGUUGAAACACACUGGUGAGAAGCCACACGGAUGCACCCUUUGCCCGAAACGUUUCAAAGAAAAACGAAGUCUCCUUGGUCACAUGAAAAUACACGUCAAAGAGUUUCUGUUCCAUUGCUCAGGCUGCUUGCAAGGAUUCGAUGGAAAGGAGGAGAAGACGGAACACGAAUCGAACUGCAAAAUUCGUCGCUACGAAUGUCAUUUGUGCAAGGAAUCAUUUGGAUCGAAGAAAGUACACCUGGUGAUGCACAUGCGGGUACACAGUGGUGACAAACCGUUCGAAUGUGAAGAAUGUUUCAAGCAAUUUACACAAAAGAGCUCAUUAAACGCACACAUGGAGCUUCAUGCCGGUCCACGUCUAUUCCGCUGUUCAAAAUGUCACGAAAGAUUCUCAGAUCAAGACGAAAGAGAUUCACAUGAGGAGAAGUGUAAUCGUCGUGUUUACGAAUGCUAUGUUUGUCGCAAAUCAAUUGGUUUGAUGAAAUCCCAUUUGAUUCGUCAUAUGCGCACUCACUCUGGUGAAACUCCGUUCCAGUGCGUAAAAUGCUCAAAAUCAUUUUCUCAAAGAGAUCAUCUCAAGAGGCACAUGUUCACACAUACAACAAAGCUUCCAUUCAAGUGUUUGAUUUGUCACCGCGGUUUUCUUAAGAACGACAAACGGAAGGCACACCAACGAAACUGCAAUGGACGCAAUUACGAGUGUUAUUUGUGCAAGAAGUUCACCGGUUCAUCCAAGGCUUACAGAUUGAAAGGUCAUAU
This is a messenger RNA of Sitodiplosis mosellana (orange wheat blossom midge), 2000 nucleotides long. RefSeq names its product zinc finger protein 84-like. The record is from RefSeq and is a predicted model, not a curated record. The transcript is spliced from 5 exons. Gene Ontology annotation, biological process: regulation of cytokine production; regulation of immune system process; negative regulation of transcription by RNA polymerase II. The annotation marks the transcript as partial. Lineage: Eukaryota; Metazoa; Arthropoda; Insecta; Diptera; Cecidomyiidae.